AGAAAAAUGCUUUUAGUACAAUUGGACAAGGAUUUUCCUGAGGCACAAGCCCCAACGCGCGGAAGUAUUGGAUGUGCUGGAUAUGAUCUGUAUGCGUGUGUUUCAUUGGAUGUACAACCUCUUCAAUGGGCUGUUGUCGAUAUUGGAAUUCGAGUGGUGAUACCAGAAGAUUGUUAUGGCAGGAUUGCUCCUCGGUCAAGUUUAACGAUUCAUCAUGGAAUCAUGAUAGGGGCUGGUGUGAUUGAUAGCGAUUAUCGUGGCCUCGUAAAGGUAGUACUAUUCAACGCAGGUCAGGAUGUAUUUCGCGUGGAAAGCGGCAAUCGAAUUGCACAAAUGAUUCUCGAACAGGUGAAGAUACUUCCUGUGAAGGUUGUAGAAACAAUCACAACCACAACGCGUGGGGAAGGUGGAUUUGGUUCAACAGGCAGUAGAUAGGUGAUUUAUAUUUGUUAUUGUAAGGGUAUGGUAGAGUUGAACAGAUGAAAGAGAAGUAGUGGUGGUCCACAAAAG
Molecule: messenger RNA, 510 nt
Organism: Meira miltonrushii
Lineage: Eukaryota; Fungi; Basidiomycota; Exobasidiomycetes; Exobasidiales; Brachybasidiaceae
Product: dUTP diphosphatase
Exons: 1
Coding region: 7-435 (142 amino acids)
Biological process (GO): dUMP biosynthetic process; dUTP catabolic process
Molecular function (GO): dUTP diphosphatase activity; magnesium ion binding
Source: RefSeq, a predicted model, not a curated record